CCUCUACUUCAUCACUUUCUUCAUUUGGUCAUGUUCCGUCUCACAUCUCCUGAGAGAUGCAUUAUUGUUCUCUUCAGCCAUCAUGUGCCUCUUCAGAAUAGCAUAAAUAUUGAUGGAUGUCUCCAUCCACCAUUAAUGUAUACAUGAUGUUGCCAGGUGAUUUAUCUCCGUCCCUGAGAAAAAGGUCUAGAAUGAAACAGCCAGAGCAGGGUUGGGUCUUUCUGCUUCCGUUGUUAUUGGCAUAUUUUUCUCAUGCUGAACAGCAACUGUGCACACACAUCGGAGACCCGGAGUUCCCACAACUAGUGAAGGAUGGAGACAUCAUGCUGGGGGGAGUUUUCUCUUUCCAUGUCAGCUGGAACGAAGUGGAGACUCAUUAUGAGGAAAAGCCUCCACACCUACAGUGCACAAGUUUGAAUUUCAGAGAAUUCCAGAUGCUCCAAGUUAUGCUUUUCACCAUCGAGGAGAUCAAUAACAGCUCAGACCUGCUACCAUGGAUUUAUCUAGGCUGUAAGAUUUAUGACACUUGCGACUCCAUUGCUAGAAGUAUUAAAGUGUCUCUGGCCUUGGUCAAUGGUUAUGGAAAUGUGUCUGCAACUUCCGAGGCAUGCGUAAGACCUGCGCAAGUGCAGGCUAUAAUGGGGGAAGCCUCGUCGUCUCCGAGCAUGGCUAUAGCCACCAUCAUUGGACCGUUUUCUGUCCCACUGAUAAGUCAAUUUUCCACGUGUGCUUGUCUCAGUGAUAAAUCCAAGUACCCGUCAUUUCUCAGAACAAUACCCAGUGACUACUAUCAGAGCAGAGUUCUGGCCCAGUUGGUGAAACACUUUGGUUGGACUUGGAUCGGGGCUAUUAGAACAAACGAUGACUACGGCAACAACGGCAUGGCCACGUUCACAGAGACUGCCGAGCAGCUGGGCAUCUGUCUGGAAUAUUCUCUAACUUUUUUCCGGACAGAUCCGUGGGACAAGAUACAAAAGAUAAUCGAAACGGUCAGGUCUUCCACCUCUAAGGUGAUCGUCGCUUUCUUUUCCCCAGCGGACAUGGAUGUUCUCCUAAAAGAGUUUUCUAGGGCAAACUUGACUGGCUACCAGUGGGUCGGCACAGAGGCCUGGAUUUCUGAUUUUCAGAGCGCCUUGAGAGACAAUAAGCGCAUUUUAGAUGGAGCCAUAGGUCUUUCCAUCCCCAAAGCRAACGUCAGUGGACUCAAAGAGUUCAUACUUGAUGUGAAACCACUUUAUUUAACCAGCAAUGACUUGUUUGUGGAGUUCUGGGAGGCGUUAUUUAGCUGCAAGGUCAAACAGUCAGAAGUAGGAGAAAGCCAGAGGCUCUGCACUGGCCAWGAGAAUCUGACUGGAGUGGAAAACAGCUUCACCGACAUGUCAAUGAUGCCCAUAUUUAGCAAUAUGUAUAAAGGAGUGUAUGCAGUGGCUCACRCUCUGCACAAUAUUYUAGGUUGUAAUAAAACAUGYAACWACAAGGUGCCACUGGACCCGUUAACGAUUUUACAGCAUAUAAAAGGAAUUCACUUCAAAACAAARGAAGGAGAAGAGGUUUACUUUGAUGAGAAUGGAGACCCGGCAGCAAAAUAUGAGAUUAUAAACUGGCAGCCAAGAGAAAACGGCCCUGUGAGCUUUGUGACCGUCGGUCUUUACGACGCGUCUUUACCAGCAGAUGAGCAGAUGAAUGUGCAGCAGAAGUUUGUAGUUUUUGCUCAAAAUUCAGAGCAGGUCCCUGUUUCGGUUUGCAGUGAGUCGUGUCCCCCAGGAACACACAAGGUUCUCCAGAAAGGAAAACCUGUGUGCUGCUACGACUGUAUAAGUUGUGCAGAGGGAGAAAUAAGCAACAGCACAGAUUCUGUCUCUUGCAUCAGAUGCCGUCUUGACUUCUGGUCAAAUGAAAAAAGAGAUGCCUGUAUUCAGAAGGAUGCAGAGUUUUUGUCACAUCGAGAAAUUAUGGGAGCAUUGCUCACUGCAGCAUCCUUAUUUGGAACGUGUAUGACUGUAGUUGUUGCUCUUAUUUUUGUCAAAUACAGAAAAACUCCUCUUGUGAGGGCAAAUAACUCUGAGCUGAGCUUCCUGCUGCUCUUCUCCUUGACCCUGUGUUUCCUCUGCUCUCUGACUUUUAUGGGAGAGCCGUCUGACUGGUCCUGCAUGCUGCGGCACACAGCGUUCGGCAUCACCUUCGUCCUCUGCAUCUCUUGUGUCCUGGGGAAAACCAUGGUGGUCUUAAUGGCGUUCAAUGCGACACGUCCCGGUAGAAAUGUGAUGAAAUGGUUAGGAGCUACACAGCAGAGACUUGGAGUUCUGGGCUUCACACUUAUGCAAGUUAUCAUCUGUAUCGUCUGGUUGACAACUUCUCCUCCAUUUCCGUCCAAGAACUUUAAGGAAUUUAAAGACAAAAUCAUCCUGGAGUGUUCGUUGGGCUCUGCUGUGGGUUUCUGGGCUGUGCUUGGGUACAUAGGACUUCUCGCCACAUUAUGUUUUAUUUGUGCUUUUCUGGCUCGUAAACUGCCCGAUAAUUUCAAUGAAGCCAAAUUCAUAACCUUCAGCAUGUUGAUAUUCUGUGCCGUGUGGAUCACUUUCAUCCCAGCGUAUGUCAGCUCUCCUGGGAAGUUCAGUGUUGCCAUUGAAAUCUUUGCUAUCCUGGCCUCCACUUUUGGAUUACUAAUUUGUAUUUUCAUUCCAAAAUGUUAUCUCAUGUUGAUAAAACCGGAAAAAAAUACAAAAAAGAGUAUGAUGGGACCAUCAAAGUAAGUCAGGAACAUAAUGUAUGAUGAAGUGUUUUUAGUUUGAAAUGUCUGUAUAUUUUUUAAAAUUUGUUCUUUGUCUUGUAUCAUUAUACAUGUCUAAGAAAGCAAAUUAUAUUUUUAUCAGCCAUCACUAGAAACCUUGACCCGUAUUCUCAAAGAAACCUUGAAGUAAACGUCGCUUCUAGCGAUUUCCUUUUUAGGAAAAUUCUUUUGGGAAUUCUAAAAUUUUUCUUAGAACUUUACCUUAUUAAGUUACUCACAAAGCACCGUAAGAAAGUUGAGAAGAUGAAAAAAUAUGAGGAGGAAUCUUAAUCAGCCUGAGAGAGGACUCUUUGAGAACACAGGUCCUGAUUAUUUAUUGAUUCAAUGAUUCAAAACUAAGUUUUUUUUACUUUGGAUAAAUAUCUAUUCAUUAUUAUUUAUAACCAUGUUACCAUAAUAAGCCCAAUGUAUCCAUGUGUGUUUUUAUUGCUCGUAAAUUAGAGGAUAGCUUA
Molecule: messenger RNA, 3243 nt
Organism: Poecilia reticulata (guppy)
Lineage: Eukaryota; Metazoa; Chordata; Actinopteri; Cyprinodontiformes; Poeciliidae
Product: extracellular calcium-sensing receptor-like
Biological process (GO): G protein-coupled receptor signaling pathway
Cellular component (GO): plasma membrane
Molecular function (GO): G protein-coupled receptor activity
Source: RefSeq, a predicted model, not a curated record